CUUGUGCUUUUGUGUAUUUAGUGCUGCGCGCGAGUUCGAGCUGUGGACAGCUUUUGGCGUUGUUGUUGGAUGUGGAUUAAAAAUGAACUCACGCGAUCGACAAUUCUGGACAGAGUUUCUGGAGCUCUAUCGCUCGCUGCCGGCUGUGUGGAAGGUCAAGAGUCCGGAGUACAGCAGCCGUGCUCUGAAAUCAGCCGGCUACGAGCAGCUGGUGCAGAAGCUGCGCGAGGUGGAGCCGGACGCGGAUCGCGCUCUCGUGGUCAAAAAGAUCAACUCGUUUCGCACAAACUUUCGUCGUGAUUUGCGCAAGCGCGAUCACUGCAGCGACGAGGAGCCGUUCGAAUCGACGCUCUGGUACUUUGAGCUUCUAAGCUUCUUGGAGGGCCAAGAGGAGCACAGCUCGUGUCAGAUCUUGCAAAAAUCUAGCAAUUUUGAUCUUGAAACUCCGCCUGAACUUGUGCGUAAGAAACGUCGCUCUGCUGUCAAAGAUGAAUUUCCUGCUUCACCCACUGCAGCCGAGUUGUGUUCCACUGUCCACUGUCCCACGUCUCCGCUUCGCUCCCCCACCUGCAACAGGCAGCAGCGCAAGCGUUUGUCCACGCUCUCCGAAUCCGAGGCACUCGCUCACACCUGGCUCACUCAGUUCGAGGAGCUGGCGCCUAGACAGAAGCUGCUCGCUCGCAAGCUCAUCUCGGACGUGCUCUACUACGGCUGCAUGCAGCAACUGGAGCCCUGCCACGUCGCCCAACUGCAGCAGAUGAUGAUGAGGCGAAGAAGCGAGCCGCCUCAAGCGAAUGUGGAGGACGAAUCUGUGGAUGUGGAUAGUUAGCCAAAGAGAUUGGACUGGAACUAUAGCUACAAAAUAGUGGGUAGCUAUAAAAUACUGUCUGAAAUGACAAAUAUUAUUUUCUAAUUUAAAAAUAAAUAUAGAUUUAUAUACAUAUACACAAGUAUAUAUUUAAUAUGUAUCUGAGUUUUAUAGGAGAAUUAACAAUUUAGAGGGGGAGAACAGAGAGAGGAACAGAAAAAGUGUGGAUUACAACUAAUAGAAAAAAACUAAUGAAAACUUUUCAGAAAAUCAAAUAAAAUAUUUCUUUAUAGUAUUUGUAUUAUUUCUAUAAAGACCUUAUAAGAUCAAUUUGAUAAUGCCAUCAUCUGAAAACUUUUCACGAAUACAAUUGAAAUCAUCUAUCAACUAUUCAUUGGCAUAUUUCAGUCAAGGUCUAUCAAACAUCUGUUGAAAUGAUUGAAUUAAUCUUUUACAAUCGGAAAUUGCAAUCGUCUGGGCUUUCUGCUUGUCUGAUAAGACAUUUGAUUAGACCCCAAUCGGAAAACACACAGCGCAAACAAAAAGGCGAGCUACAUAUAUUUUUAAUCUCAAUAAAAAUUCUAAACAAUUGCCCAACAAUGGGGCGAAGUACAGCAGGAAAUGAAUAAAUAAAUAAAUGAAUGUGCUUGAAAUGGAAAACAAAUUAACAACGUUUAUUGCCAACAUUGAAAGUUGGUCAAUUCGAUUGGAAAACUUACCAACGAAAUCCAAUUGGAGUGUACGACUGUGUGUGUGUGUGCGUUUGUCAACUCUCCCACUCUCACCUACAACUUCUAAAUGACACUUUUGCUGAGAUCUCUGCAAGGCAACAACAAAAAAAUGCAAAUUUAUUGGCAUUUAAUUUGCAAGUAAGACAAAGAGAGGGCGAGAGAGAGAGAGAGAGCGGAAGAGAGCACUGCCCGCAUACAGUUACGCUGUGCUCGAAAAUAAAAACCAGACUCAGACCC
This is a messenger RNA of Drosophila mojavensis, 1776 nucleotides long. RefSeq lists its product as uncharacterized. The transcript has 2 exons. The record is from RefSeq and is a predicted model, not a curated record. The coding region runs from base 83 to 829 and encodes 248 amino acids. Lineage: Eukaryota; Metazoa; Arthropoda; Insecta; Diptera; Drosophilidae.